Hipposideros armiger (great roundleaf bat) is the source of this 3860-nucleotide messenger RNA. It is a transcript of the gene SEMA5A, whose product is annotated as semaphorin 5A. The coding region runs from base 574 to 3618 and encodes 1014 amino acids. Gene Ontology annotation, biological process: positive regulation of cell migration; axon guidance; semaphorin-plexin signaling pathway. Gene Ontology annotation, cellular component: plasma membrane. The record is from RefSeq and is a predicted model, not a curated record. The transcript has 21 exons. Gene Ontology annotation, molecular function: chemorepellent activity; semaphorin receptor binding. NCBI's taxonomy places the organism in Eukaryota, Metazoa, Chordata, Mammalia, Chiroptera, Hipposideridae.
GCGGCGCUGGCGGCAGCUGUUCUCGCUGCACUCGCUCCCGCGCGCUGCCCUUCCGCGGCCGGUGGGCUCCGCAGUCCCCCGCCGGCCGCUGCCCUGUCCGGGGGCGGCCCCCAGUCUCCAUCGCCCCUCCGCGGGUCCGCGUGGACCAUCCGGGGGCUCCCCUGCGGAGCUGGCUCGGGCACCCAACUUUGCCUCCUCGCCUGUCGCCCCCUCUGGGAGCGAACCUGCUCAGCCCCGGACAGACCCGGCCACGCGCCGGAGGACGGCGACCUCAUCCCGGAGUGCAGCAAGUGAGGGGCAGCUGCUGCCUCGACUUCCCUCGCGGGCGCCGGAGAGAACCCUCAGACCGUUCUGGUGCUGCAGGCGCUGGGUGAUCGGCACGAGGAGAGCGCAUCGCACCUGUGUUGGUGUGUGAGAGUUGGGCUUGAGUGCGCAAAUGGCUGUGAACCCUUAGCGUGAUACAUGAUCGAAGGAACACUUCACCCUUUUCCUCCUUGGUGCUUUCCCCACAUGACGGGGAGACGAGCUUCUGGUUAGAAGACACGUGUCCAGACUCAGAGGCUCCUGUCCACCAUGAAGGGAACCUGCGUCAUUGCAUGGCUGUUCUCAAGCCUGGGCUGGUGGAGACUCGCCCAGCCGGAAACAGGGGCCUCUCAGUGCCAGAGAGCCGAGCACCCGGUCGUUUCCUAUAAAGAAAUUGGCCCCUGGUUACGCGAGUUCAGAGCGAAGAAUGCUGUGGAUUUCUCGCAGUUAACAUUUGACCCAGGACAGAAAGAACUUGUUGUAGGAGCAAGAAACUACCUCUUCAGGUUACAGCUUGAGGAUUUAUCUCUGAUCCAGGCUGUGGAGUGGGAGUGUGAUGAAGCCACCAAGAAGGCCUGUUACAGUAAGGGCAAAUCGAAGGAGGAAUGUCAGAACUACAUCCGGGUGCUUCUGGUGGGUGGUGACCGGUUAUUUACCUGUGGGACCAAUGCUUUCACACCAGUUUGCACCAACCGCACGCUGAGUAACCUGACGGAGAUCCAUGAUCAGAUCAGCGGCAUGGCCCGCUGCCCUUACAGUCCCCAGCACAACUCCACGGCCCUCCUCACAGCCGGCGGGGAGCUGUACGCUGCGACGGCCAUGGACUUCCCGGGGCGCGACCCUGCCAUCUACCGAAGCCUGGGCAUCUUACCUCCACUCCGCACUGCCCAGUACAACUCCAAGUGGCUCAACGAACCAAACUUCGUGUCAUCUUAUGACAUCGGGAAUUUCACCUACUUCUUUUUCCGAGAAAAUGCCGUGGAGCACGACUGUGGGAAAACCGUGUUCUCCAGAGCUGCCCGGGUCUGCAAGAAUGACAUUGGGGGGCGCUUCCUGCUGGAGGACACCUGGACCACGUUCAUGAAAGCCCGCCUGAACUGCUCCCGCCCCGGCGAGGUCCCCUUUUACUACAAUGAACUUCAGGGCACGUUCUUCCUGCCUGAGCUGGAUUUGAUCUACGGCAUCUUUACCACCAACGUGAACAGCAUCGCAGCCUCUGCUGUGUGUGUCUUCAACCUGAGCGCCAUCUCGCAGGCCUUCAAUGGCCCCUUCAAGUACCAGGAGAACUCCCGCUCUGCCUGGCUGCCGUAUCCCAACCCCAACCCCAACUUCCAGUGCGGCACGGUGGACCAGGGCCUGUACGUGAACCUGACAGAGAGGAACCUGCAGGACGCCCAGAAGUUCCUCCUGAUGCACGAGGUGGUGCAGCCGGUGACCGCAGUGCCGGCCUUCAUGGAGGACAACAGCCGCUUUUCCCACGUGGCCGUGGAUGUGGUGCAGGCCAGGGACGCGCUCAUCCACAUCAUCUACUUGGCCACAGAUUACGGCACCAUUAAGAAAGUGCGGGCGCCCCUGACUGAGACCUCAGGCAGCUGUUUGCUGGAAGAGGUGGAGCUGUUCCCCGAGAGGCGAGGGGAGCCCAUCAGAAGCCUGCAGAUCCUCCACAGCCAGAGUGUCCUGUUUGUGGGCUUGCGGGAGCACGUGGCCAAGAUCCCGCUGAAGAGGUGCCGUUUCCACCGCACGCGCAGCGCCUGCAUCGGGGCCCAGGACCCUUACUGUGGCUGGGAUGUGGCGAUGAAGAAAUGCACCAGCCUGGAGGAGAGCCUGAGCAUGACCCAGUGGGAGCAGACCAUCUCCACCUGUCCCACGAGGAAUCUCACUGUGGAUGGGCACUUCGGUGCAUGGUCCCCGUGGACACCCUGCACGCACACAGAUGGCAGCGCCGUGGGAACCUGCCUGUGUCGCAGCCGCUCCUGUGACAGCCCGGCCCCCCAGUGUGGCGGCUGGUGGUGCGAGGGCCCCCGCAUGGAGAUCGCCAACUGUUCCAGAGCAACUGGUGUCUCAGGACCUGGACUUUUAGAGGGGACUGUCUUUCGCAAUAGGAGGAAGCCCCUGCCUCUACUUACGCCUUAUGACGGGCACGCCCCGCCUUUUGUCUCCCAGGAGUACCAGCCGUGUAACACCAGCCCGUGCCCGGAGCUGAAGAAGACCACGCCCUGGACGCCCUGGACGCCCGUCAACAUCUCCGACAACGGCGGCCACUACGAGCAGCGGUUCCGAUACACGUGCAAAGCCCGCCUGCCGGACCCGAAUUUGCUGGAAGUGGGGAGACAAAGAAUCGAGAUGCGGUACUGUUCUAGCGAUGGCACCAGCAGCUGUUCCACGGAUGGUCUUACUGGUGACUUCCUGCGCGCGGGGAGAUACUCCGCCCACACCGUCAAUGGGGCGUGGUCAGCCUGGACGUCGUGGUCACAGUGCAGCCGCGACUGCAGCAGGGGCAUCCGGAACCGAAAGCGGGUUUGCAACAACCCUGAGCCCAAGUACGGGGGCAUGCCCUGCCUGGGCCCGUCCCUGGAGUACCAGGAAUGCAACAUUUUGCCCUGCCCAGUGGAUGGCAUGUGGUCUUGCUGGUCCCCCUGGUCAAAGUGCUCGGCGACCUGUGGCGGUGGACACUACAUGAGGACCCGCUCCUGCACAAACCCCGCCCCCGCCUACGGAGGUGACAUCUGCCUGGGGCUGCACACAGAGGAGGCACUCUGCAACACGCAGCCCUGCCCCGAAAGCUGGUCGGAGUGGUCAGACUGGUCUCAGUGUGAUGUGACUGGAGCCCAGGUCCGCGCGCGCCAGUGCAUCCUUCUCUUCCCCGUGGGCAGCCAGUGUUCUGGGAACACCACCGAGAGCCGGCCGUGUAGCUUUGACUCCAACUUCAUCCCAGAAGUAUCUGUGGCGAGAUCCAGUAGCGUGGAAGAGAAAAGGUGUGGAGAAUUCAACAUGUUCCACAUGGUCGCCGUGGGGCUGAGCAGCUCCAUCCUGGGCUGCCUCCUUACACUCCUCGUCUACACCUACUGCCAGCGCUACCAGCAGCAGUCCCACGAUGCCACUGUCAUCCAUCCCGUCGCGCCCGCCCCUCUCAACACCAGCAUAACUAACCACAUCAACAAACUGGACAAGUACGACUCGAUGGAGGCCAUCAAGGCAUUUAACAAAAACAACUUGAUCCUAGAGGAAAGAAACAAAUACUUCAACCCGCAUCUCACUGGGAAGACUUACUCGAAUGCCUACUUUACGGAUCUUAAUAACUACGAUGAAUACUAAUAGCGCGUAUAUUUUUGGCUUCUUGUAAUCCCCUCCUUCCUCAAGGCCUGUGCUCCAUGACUGCCCAUGUUUCCAAGACUUCAGAGAUGAAGUUUGGAUACAUUUCAAGUGCAUUUCAAGCCACGAGUACCCCAUUGCUGCCAAAAAUAGACGUCCUUAAAAGCAUCGUGAAUAUGACAUCGUGAAAUUCUGGUCAACAGUACUUGAUCAUUGUUCAAUGAGCCAUAGUGUGGAGUUUUUUG